AAGCAAAGAGAAGCGAAGAAAAGAAUAGGAAAGAAAAGAAAAGAAAAGAAAAGAAAAGAAGAGGAGAAGAAGAAGAAGGAGAAGAAGAAGAAGAAGAAGAAGGAGGAGAAGAAGAAGAAGAAGAAGAAGAAGAAGAAGAAGAAGAAGAAGAAGAAGAAGAAGAAGAAGAAGAAGGGGAAGGAGAAAAGACAGAGGGGGGGAGUCCGAAGCCUCCGGCAGGCGCCCGUCGCUCUCCUCUCGUCGGCGGCCUGGGUGUGA
Molecule: messenger RNA, 258 nt
Organism: Penaeus indicus
Lineage: Eukaryota; Metazoa; Arthropoda; Malacostraca; Decapoda; Penaeidae
Exons: 3
Source: RefSeq, a predicted model, not a curated record